AUGUGCUCCUGUGUGAGGGGAAGGACUACGCCGUACCCGGUGUGCACCCCCAGAGCGGCUGGACGAUGUCAUCACCACCAGCCGGCCGGGGCCAGGCACUGUCCGGGGGGCAGCAAGCAGCUGUGUGGCCGGGGCUGGGUGAGGAGGAGACAGGAGGACGAUGAUGAGGACCCCCACCAGCUGCUACAGGAGCUCCUACUGUCCGGGAACCUCAUCAAAGAGGCCGUCCGAAGGUUACACCUGACCGGGGAGGCCGAUGUCACGGCGGGGGGCUGCAGUGUGGCUGAGCCCAGCGAGACCACCGUGCAAUGA
Messenger RNA from Staurois parvus, 312 nucleotides. The record is from the annotation of a GenBank genome assembly. Lineage: Eukaryota; Metazoa; Chordata; Amphibia; Anura; Ranidae.